GGGAAGGGGGGCUCUUGGCACGAGAAUGACGCCUUGACCGUGUUUCCCUGGGAGGAAAUGGACGGGACCAGAAGGUCCAGCCGCGGGAGGCUCGGCCGCACAACACAUGUGAUUUCACCACGUGCAAUGGAUGCGUUCACUUUUAAAGUAGUUGUUCCAGCGUGAUGUUUAAUUCCAAUGCGCUGGGGAAAUGUGGAGUGCGUUCGUGAACGGCCCGGGUCAGCCCGGCGGGGGCUACGUCCCGUCCCAGGGAUGGGAGUUCGUGCCGUGCCCCCGGAUGGAUCGGCCGGACAGAGGCAGGGGGAAGAGUCGCAGCCCGCUGAGGAGGAUCUCCUCCCCGCCCACCGUCUUCAGUCACAUCUACGAGUCUCAGCUGGGUGCAUCGCCCGGUGGAGCGGAAGGUGGAGCAGGGACACAGCUCGAGAUCCUCAGGGGACAAAUGUGGCCCGGUGCCGAACCCCAGCAGCAGCAGCAGCAGCAGCAGCAAACACAACACACUCGGCUGAAAAAGAAACUUGAGGAUUUGAAAAAGCAACACGUUCAGGAUAAAGAAGGAUGGACGCGGGAGAAGGAAUCACUGUUGAGAGAAGUAGCUGACAUACAAGGAGGGGAGAACCGGAGGAUUCUGCUGGAACUGAAGACCGUUUUGGAGGAAGUACAGGGGGAGGUGAAGAAAGAGGAGGAGAAGAGGAGCGAACUCCAGCUGCAGUACACCAGAGACAGAAGUGCUUGGGACCUGGAGAAGGCAGAGCUCAAAUGCAGGAUUGCGCAGUUGGAGACUAGAGAGGGCGCUGGGCUGACGAGCGGUGGGGGGGGGCAGUCGGCAGCAGAGACUGGCUCUGCGGCGUCGACACUCCGCCGGGAGAGGGAAGAGCAGCGGAGGCUCCUGGCGGACACACACUCCACGGCCAUGGACCUGCGCUGUCGCAUUGAGCACAACGAGAGGGACUGGUCGAGGGAGAAAGCCGAGCUGCUGGACAGAUUUGACGUGGAGAGGAGGGAGUGGGAGUCCCAGCUGAAGGAUAUGCAGAGGAAAAUAGAGGAGCUGUACUGUGACGUGAGAACCAAGCGAGACGUGCGGGGCAGUGGGAGGCGAGGCGACGACGGGGACGCACACAGGCUGAGCGUGCGCUCCACCAGCACCGGCUCCAGUCUGCUCAGCGACGACGAGCCGCCGGGCAGCGGCAGUAGUCAGUCACCACCUGCCGGACAUCCACCUUUCCCUGAUUCCGGUCCCCACGGAGACACCCGAGGCGGGGGUUUCAUCGGCAGAGACGGUCACCGCUGCGGCUUCUUUGGGGACGCAGACGGCCUCUGUGGGUACGAUGUCGGGGGUCCGACCAUUCAGGGGGACCCUUCAAACCUUGAGCUGCCGAAGGACUUCAGGUCCAGAGGCACUUGGCAGCAAGACUCGGCCCCUACAUCAGAGCUGCCUGCCGUGUUUCAUGGAGCGCCCGUGGUGCCACAGAAGAAUGUCUCCAACUGUGAAGAUACCUAUGUUCAUCCUGAAGGCAGCGAUAAGAAGAACACCACUGCCCUUAAUGCUGCUCUGAAGGAGAUCGCCCGUGUGAGUGAGGAGCUUUGCAGCUACCAGCAUGAGAUCAGAAAGAAGAGUGUAGAUAAGAGGAAUCCAACCGAAGCCCCGUGCCCACCUGAGGAGAAAGAGUUGUUGUUUGGCCCUGACAAAGGCCGGUUGGAGGUCAAUGACGCUCCUUGCGACCUGAGUCAGAUUUACGACGACCUUCGGGCCUUGCAGAGGGAAAACUGGAUCGCCUUGUCACCAGAAAACACCUGGAGGGCAGAUAGAGAGCCGAUCAAACCCUCCACGGCAAACGCUGCCGACCCGGAGAGCCCGGGAGAAACAAAGACAAGCCCUGGAUUCGUCUCACAGAGGGAUGCGGCGUGUCCACCCGUCCCUCCUCGCUCCUCCUCCUGCAAUCUGAGCUCCUCCAUUUAUCCGGACACGGAACUUUACAUCCCAGAAUCCCCCGUCGCGACACUGAGGAAGUGCCACAGCCCCUGUGUUCUAGUCGACAAAAUGUGUAGCAGCCCGUCUAUUGUCAGGAAAUUUGAGGCCAUGCUACAAGAAAAUGAAGGAAAGGUACUGAUGGACGGCGUUUUAGCUUCGUGCGCCGUGCCCGCUAACCCCGAAUGUGUCAAUAGGGGCUGCUGUCACAAUCGCUGGUCCUGUGAUGCAAGCAAGUUCACGAGCAGCAAGCUGUCGACGUAUGGGACUGUCCAGAAAAGCUUCUCCGAAGUCAACAUUUUGACUGCUGGCAAAGGCUUGCGCUCAGAUUACUGCCCUGGUGUUGGGAGCCUAAAAAGCCCAGAGCUACAAAUACCUCAGGUUGUCAAAGAAUUACCUUUGGAUUUGCUCUUGUCCUCUCUUGAAAUACCGCCUGCUGGCUCCAGCCUCCAGGGCUCCAGAAGAAACAUAAUGCUGGAACAAAAAACGGCUGAAUUCAACAGAACUUUGUUUCAGUGUGAGAUGGGCCACGGCGUAGAGGGACGCGACAGUUCUACAGUGAUGGAUGCCUGCCCAGAUGAGACACUACCUCCCAGGGAGACAACAUUUAAGCCACUUCAGACUGAUGUCACCGCUAGAGCACGGGGUGUGCAUCCUGACAUCACACUGUCUCUUCCGGACUCAAAUUCCACCAUUCAGAAGCCCGAUGUCCAAUCGCCACGAACGAGAUGUGGGACCGAGGGUCGGGAAGUCGGAACGAAGCAGGGAUUCCCCUCUGACCUUCCACCUGGGCAGCAACCGGUUGGACUCAAGGAGACCACGCCCCAUCGCGAGGUCAAGCACAAAGUUCAAACAGCGGGCGGCCCGUCCAGGAAAGCAGAACACGCGGCGGCCACGGAGGACCCGGCACCCGAUGCGGACACCCGGCCUGGUCGGGGGAGGGUGGGCGAGGACGGCUCGUGCUCCGAGAAGGGGAGUCCCCGCCGAGCGACGUCCCGGUCGGCCAGAGUCGGCGUUCUCCCCUCCCAGUCAGACCCGGCCAGACCCGGGCCUCGAGUGAUGAGCGAGCAUCCCUGGAAGGCGCUCACUCUGGCUGCGUACCCGCGGCCCGAGGGCUCGAGGUCCAACUACGGGGCCGUGGAGAGGAUUCUGAAGAAUUACGAGAGUGCAGCCCGGGCUCUCCAGAACCAAAGCCUUCCCGGCGAGAUGGAUUGUAGCCCCGACGCCAGUGGUGGGCAGGAGGGGAACGCGACGGGGCGGCACAUGCCGCCGGCCUCACCUCCCACUCUGAGAUAUGCGCAGACUUCAAGCUCCUCGCAGAAGCACGCCACGCACGCGCAGCUCGGCCGCCACGGCACCACGGGGGUGAAAGAGGUCCAUCUAACAGUGCAGAAGAACCACGUGGCAUCCGCCUCCUCCUCGGCUCAGAAGAGCUUCUCCCGGCCCGCCCGUCCCGCCAACCGCCGCCUCCCGGCCCGCUGGGCCACCCGCUCCCCCACUUCGUCCUCCUCCUCCUCCUCCACCUCUUCCUCUCCCACGACCCCUCCCGUUGUGCCUUCACCCUUCGGCCUCCAGAAACACAGUUCCUCUCUUACCUACUCGCACGCCUUCCACAUCAAAACCGUGAUUAUUUGACCUCCACCUCGCCGCGUUGUUGAACCAAGGGGAAGCCCUGCGUGCUAGCCUUCCAACACUGAACGUUACAUUUCAGAACUACUGUACAUACCGCACCCAGGCUGCUUCUCCACUGCUGCAGACUCAGAAGUGCUUUAAAUGCCAGUUCACCCACUUACCUUUUUAGAAUGUACGUGGCAUCCGGCCUUCAGAUCCUUUUCUGGCCAAAGAUGCAAGAAAAGGAUCUGAAGCAGCUUCACGAAUGCGGCAGUGUGCUCCGAUGAACAAGGCACAUUGAAAACACGUCACCCUGAUUGGAUGUGCGAUGCUCUGGUCUGGACAGAACUGCCACUACUACGUUGGUUCUAUGUACUGUAUUUACACCUUUUUAUUCAAAUGAUCCAAAAUCUUCCAGACAAAAAUACAUCGGGAGUGCUAUAUGGACUUCUACUGUAUAUGGCUCCCAACAGGAUUUCUGGGCCUUUGGCACAAAGUAUCAUGUUGCAUACACACACUUCAGCACGGUGGAUUCAUAGGUGUCAGAGAUGUCUCUGCAGCUUCACUCUCUGUGCUGCUUUCUGCCUUCUUGAAUGUUUCCUACACUACAUGCCUGGACUGUACCUUACCUGUGACUAAAACACCUGGCUUUACAUUUAUGACUGGCUUGGCAUUUUUCAUUACAGUUACAUGAGAAUGUCAGUUCCUUUUUAUAACUUUGUACCAAAGGCUGGUUUUCUUUUUAUGCAUUUUGCUGAUUCUAUAAUGAAAUGCAUUGUUUGUAACAGCAUUUAUGUUUGCUGUCCCGCCCGUUGCAAAAUGUUUGAACACUAUUCACGAGAGCCUGCUUUUGUGCUUAGUAUAAGUAACAAUGCUUAUGAAUAACAGAUUAAAAGGCCUUUUUCUACUUUUACUAAUUCUUAAUGGUCACAUAUCAGGACAUGACUCAGCUGAGUAGUACAGUCAAUCGUUGGGGUCAAAGUAGUGAAUCAUAUGAUAAAGAUGAUACCGUUUCUGUUCUUUUUGUGUAAUAAACAUAAGGACUUA
Messenger RNA from Pungitius pungitius (ninespine stickleback), 4624 nucleotides. Its product is annotated as protein SOGA3-like. The transcript is spliced from 7 exons. The coding region runs from base 191 to 3601 and encodes 1136 amino acids. Lineage: Eukaryota; Metazoa; Chordata; Actinopteri; Perciformes; Gasterosteidae. The record is from RefSeq and is a predicted model, not a curated record. Gene Ontology annotation, biological process: regulation of autophagy.